GUGUGGCAGAAAGGUGAAGAAGAGUGACGUUUGUUGGACCCCCAGAAACUGUAAGAUGCCGCUGUCCCGUUCGCUUUCCAUGACAUCCCUGACCGGGGUGCUGCCGGCCUGGGAGGAGGACGAGCUGCCUGUGGAGGACCUGCUGCUCUUCGAAGUAUCCUGGGAGGUCACCAACAAAGUUGGGGGAAUCUACACAGUCAUCCAGACCAAGGCUAAGAUCACUGUGGAUGAAUGGGGAGACAACUACUACAUGAUGGGGCCGUACUUCGAGCACAACUUCAAGACUCAGGUGGAGAGCUGUGAGCCACCAAAUCCUGCCAUCAGGAAGGCCAUGGAUGCCCUCAUCCACAACGGCUGCCAGGUUCAUUUUGGUCGCUGGCUGAUUGAGGGCAGCCCCUACGUAAUCCUGUUUGACAUAGGCUCAGCAGCCUGGAACCUGGACCGCUGGAAAGGGGACCUUUGGGACACCUGCAACAUUGGUCUGCCCUACCAUGACCGAGAAGCCAAUGACUCGCUCAUUUUGGGCUCCCUUAUUGCAUGGUUCUUCAAAGAGUUAACAGACCAUCUUGGAGACAAACCUAAUGUCAUCAGUCACUUCCAUGAAUGGCAGGCAGGUCCUGGACUUAUUCUCUCUCGCUCACGCAAAAUUCCCAUGGCGACAGUAUUUACAACACAUGCCACCCUGCUGGGAAGAUACCUUUGUGCUGGGAACACUGACUUUUACAACAACCUGGACAAGUUUAACAUUGACAAGGAGGCUGGUGAGAGGCAGAUCUACCACCGAUACUGCCUAGAGAGAGCAGCAGUUCACUGUGCUCACGUCUUCACGACAGUCUCUCAGAUCACUGCUGUGGAGGCCAACCACAUGCUGCACAGGAAACCAGAUGUGGUCACCCCAAAUGGGCUGAAUGUGAAGAAGUUCUCAGCUAUGCACGAGUUUCAAAACCUGCACUCCACCAACAAGGCCCAAAUCCAGGAGUUUAUCAGGGGACACUUCUAUGGUCACCUGGACUUCAACUUGGAUAAAACCCUCAUCUUCUUCAUUGCUGGGCGCUAUGAGUUCUCAAACAAGGGAGCAGAUAUUUUCCUUGAAUCACUGUCCAGACUGAACUACCUGCUGCGGGUCCACCGAAACGAUGUGACAGUCGUAGUUUUCUUCAUCAUGCCAGCGAAAACUAACAACUUCAAUGUGGAGUCGCUGAAGGGGCAGGCAGUACGUAAACAGCUUUGGGAUACAGCUCAUGCUGUUAAGGAGAAAUUUGGUAAAAAGCUGUAUGAUGCUCUGUUAAAAGGGCAGAUCCCUGAUCUCAACAACAUUUUGGACCGAGAUGACUUCACCAUUAUGAAGAGAGCCAUCUACGCCACACAGAGGCACAGCCUCCCUCCAGUAACCACUCACAACAUGCUGGACGACUCAACAGAUCCCAUCCUGUCCAACAUCAGACGUGUUGGCCUCUUCAACUCCAGGAACGACCGUGUCAAGGUUGUUUUCCACCCAGAGUUCCUGUCCUCGACUAGUCCUCUGCUGCCAAUGGACUACGAGGAUUUUGUCCGUGGUUGUAACCUUGGAGUGUUCCCUUCCUACUAUGAACCAUGGGGCUACACACCUGGUGAGUGUACUGUAAUGGGCAUUCCUAGUGUGACCACCAAUUUGUCAGGUUUUGGUUGCUUCAUGGAGGAGCACGUCUCGGACCCUGCUGCAUAUGGUAUCUAUAUAGUGGACCGACGCUUCCGUUCUGCUGAGGAGUCCUGCAACCAGCUAACUCAGUUCAUGUUCAGUUUCUGCCAGCAGUCUCGGCGGCAGCGUAUCAUCCAGCGCAACCGAACUGAGAGGCUGUCUGACCUUCUGGACUGGAGAUACCUGGGACGGUUCUACAUACAUGCACGUCACCUGGCCCUUAGCAGAGCUUUCCCAGACAAGUUCAAAAUGGAUCCCAUGGCCCCUCUGAAGACGGAGGGUUUCCGGUAUCCCCGGCCCUACUCAGUUCCACCCUCUCCUUCUGCCUCUAUCCAUUCCACGCCCCACCACAGUGAUGUUGAGGAUGAAGAUGAUGAACCCUAUGAUGAAGAUGAGGAGGCCGAGAGGGACCGGAUGAAUAUCAAAUCUCCAUUUGUGCUCAAUGCUGUGCCAGAGGGAAAGGAGCAGCAACCAGGAGAGUCAAGAAACUGAAAUGCUCCAGAGUAGCUAUGGCCUUUACAGUUGGAUGGACUUGACAGACAAAAGUGUGGGGGGGAGAAUCACUGCCUGGUUAGCACCUGCAGUCUACACCACAGUAAUGAAGACCUCCACAUUGUCACCUUUUGUUAACAAUUGCUACACUUA
Pelmatolapia mariae (spotted tilapia) is the source of this 2323-nucleotide messenger RNA. It is a transcript of the gene gys2, whose product is annotated as glycogen synthase 2. Gene Ontology annotation, molecular function: alpha-1,4-glucan glucosyltransferase (UDP-glucose donor) activity. Gene Ontology annotation, cellular component: cytoplasm. The transcript is spliced from 17 exons. The record is from RefSeq and is a predicted model, not a curated record. Bases 56 to 2170 code for a protein of 704 amino acids. NCBI's taxonomy places the organism in Eukaryota, Metazoa, Chordata, Actinopteri, Cichliformes, Cichlidae. Gene Ontology annotation, biological process: glycogen biosynthetic process.